AGAUCGGCGCGCACUCCAUUGUUCGCGUUACUGGACUUUAUCUCCUGAACCCGAUAGUCAAUCUUUUAUACCAAGUCUAUUUAAUCCCACCCUUCUCGCUCAGAAAGGAGACCCUCGGGUCCGAUGAUUGUGCACACAGCUGCUUUGCGAUGCCCCAAAUAAUCUAUCUUUAAUCCACGUCAACUUCCCCCGGAUCCUGCGCACAAGGGAUUCUUACAGGAUCAAAAGGAAGCAACAUAGCUGUUGCGAUGCAUAUCAUAAAACCUGUUUGGCUGACGCAUGGAGGUGAGCGGAAAGAUUUCGAAGUUUAUAGUUGCGAUGUGUCACCCGAUGGAAGUCGUUUAGUUACAGCUGCUGGAGAUGGAUACGUUCGGAUAUGGUCGACGGAAGCCAUUUGCAAUACCGAAGACCCUGCAGUCGUUGGCAAGCCAAAGCAGUUGGCAUCGAUGAGCAACCACUCCGGUACGAUUCAUACUGUUCGGUUUUCACCUAACGGGAAGUACCUCGCAUCCGGAGCGGAUGAUAAAAUUGUGUGUAUUUACACAUUGGAUGCGAACCCUCCGUCGCAUGCUACAACAUUUGGGUCAAACGAGGCACCUCCUGUGGAAAACUGGCGCACGGUUCGGAGACUGAUAGGCCACGACAAUGAUGUUCAAGAUUUGGGCUGGUCCUACGAUUCUUCUAUCUUGGUGUCUGUGGGCCUGGACUCCAAGGUGGUAGUGUGGUCAGGACAUACGUUCGAAAAGCUGAAGACGAUAUCCAUACACCAGAGUCAUGUCAAGGGGAUAACUUUCGAUCCAGCCAAUAAGUAUUUUGCUACGGCAAGCGAUGAUCGCACUGUCCGAAUUUUCCGGUUCACCUCUCCUGCUCCGAACUCGACCGCUCAUGACCAGAUGAACAAUUUUGUUCUUGAACAGACCAUCUCCGCCCCUUUCGCCAACUCCCCCUUGACUGCUUAUUUCCGUCGAUGUUCUUGGUCGCCCGACGGUAUGCACAUCGCCGCUGCAAAUGCGGUCAACGGACCGGUCAGUUCCGUUGCGAUAAUCAACCGUGGAUCUUGGGAUGGGGACAUCAACCUGAUCGGACACGAAGCCCCGGUUGAAGUUUGUGCAUUUUCCCCGCGGCUGUAUGCCAUCGACAAACAGACAACAGAUAACCAACAUGGCGCACAAAACCUGGUCACCGUAAUAGCCUGCGCCGGAGGAGAUAAGUCCCUAAGCAUCUGGAUCACCAGUAACCCCAGGCCAAUUGUGGUUGCCCAGGAGCUUGCGGCUAAAUCUCUAUCCGAUCUGGCUUGGAGCCCCGACGGAAAAUGUCUUUACGCAACCGCAUUGGAUGGCACGAUACUGGCAGUUCGAUUUGAGGACGGUGAUCUGGGCUACGCAACGGCUAUGGAGGAGAAUGAGAAAUCGCUCACCAAAUUUGGUACUAACAGAAAAGGCGCCGGUAUCACAGAGACUCCGGAUGGAUUGUUGCUCGAGGAGAAGAGCAAGGCUGGGGAGAUCAAAGGCGUGGAAGGGCGAAUGGGAGCCCUGAUGGGCGAUGAUCAGGCGGAUAAUAUGACCAAUGGAAAGCCCGCGCCUCUACCUUCUAAUACCGCGACCCCUGCACGGGCAUCGUCUCCAGCUCCAGACGCACAGAAGAACCAAACAAAUGGAACCGCAACGCCGUCGGCCCCAGAGCCAGAGAAGCCGGAUCCGUAUCAAGCAAAACUUGAAAGGCUGAAGCAACGUCCCACAUACACCAAGGAGGGCAAAAAGCGCAUUGCGCCUCUCUUAGUGUCUGGCGCAGGUGCAGCCGAGUCUUCUCUGCCCCAAGCUCGCUUAAUGGCCUCGGUUAGCAACCAAGUGAAGGCCGACACACCGCAGUCUAUUGUCGAUCUCUCUAAGCCUUUUGAUGGCUUACCCAAGGGGGGCCUCGCUACUCUACUCUUUGGGAAUAAGCGUAAGCUCGCUCAGCCUGAGGACGACGACGAUGGACAUGUGGAAAAGCGAGUGGCAUUGGCAAGCCAGAAUGGCGCUACCCCUCUGCUUGUGAACACCCCGGAUGGCCUUCUCCCUGCACGACCCGAACCCGCUUCUACCGGUCAGCAACCAACCCCAGAGUUCAUCCGACCUGCAGUGACGAAUCCUUGUAUGGCUAUGAGCCAGGUACGAUUGGCUGUGCCAAAAGUCCGAAGUCAGAUCGUGCGAGCCAUUGAUCCUAAUGGGAAGCCGACUGAACCGCCGAGUGCGUCGGGAGAGUCUAGUAAAUCCCGUGUUGACGUUGUAUUUGAAGCUCGUAACCCAUCUCCCGCUAGCUUGACCGGCCGCGCAGUGGACCGGGAGCCAGUGCGGCUCACCUUGCUACGAGGCGAGCAGCCCGUGUGGCAAGACUUUCUUCCACGGACUGUGCUCCUUGUGACCGGUAACCAGAGCAUGUGGGCUGCGUCUUGCGAAGACGGAUCAGUCUACAUCUGGAGCCCAGCCGGCCGUCGCCUCGUUAGCGCGCUUGUCCUUGAGGCACAGCCGGUAAUCCUGGAAUGCAAUGGUCCUUGGAUCCUCUGCAUAUCGGCUGUUGGAAUGUGUUAUGUCUGGAAUGUUAAGCACCUUUCUUCGCCCCAUCCGCCCAUCUCCCUUCAACCGGUACUGGAUGCGGCAAUCCACACCCUGGGCGCGCAUCCCUCAGCCGCGCCGGCGAUCACCAAUGCGCGGGUCAAUUCCGAAGGCCGAAUCGUGGUCGCCUUGUCAAAUGGGGAGGGUUAUGCUUAUUCGCCGUCCAUGUAUACAUGGCAGCGGAUCUCAGAGGCCUGGUGGGCGGUUGGCAGCCAGUACUGGAACACCACCGAAGCGCCGGUGGGCAACCUUCAGUCUGCCGAUUCGACGAAAGACAAAGACGCGAAGGCUGCCGUGUCCGCCGGUAUUAUCCCGUUCUUGGAGCGCAACACGACUAGCGAGACCCUACUCCGCGGACGAGCAUACUUCCUCCAGCGAUUGAUCAAGGUUCUUCUGUCCCGGGAAGGCUACGAGAGUUUCGAGUCGAGCGUGUCUAUUGCUCACCUGGAGAACCGACUUGCGGCAGCAUUGUCCCUCGGGGCCAAGGAGGAGUUCCGGCUGUACCUCUCGAUGUAUGCCAAACGGAUCGGAGCGGAGGGCCUGCGGACGAAGGUCGAAGAGUUGUUAAAGGGCUUAAUUGGUGGAUUAUUUGAGGAAGAUGAAGAAGGGGCCGUCCGGCGCCUCCAGGAAAACGAACAAGAAGAUCGAAACUGGCUAGAAAGUUCAGAGACCCUCUGUGGCUGGCCGCGGGAGGUGUUAUUGAAGGAGGUCAUCCUCUCACUGGGCAAACACCGCGAUCUCCAGCGGGUAACGGUACCAUAUGCCAAGUUACUGGGAGUCGUAGAUGGCGAGUCACAUGCGGGCGAUGCCAUGGAAACAUGAGCGUACGGUGGCUUUUUUUGGUGUUCAUCGGCGUUUUCUUGAGGGUUAUACUAUGGGUCUGGGUGGCAUGUUUACUUUACUUCUCCGUGGAGAAGAUUUUCAACGUCCAAUUUGCUAAUAAAAGUGGCACACGGAUUCCUGAAUUCUUUUUAUCAUGUGCUAUAGUAUCUUACUUAUUGAGUGCCAGAUAUAGGGUCAGCGAUUUUUCUGGACCGAUUCAAUUCAUCUUACUGAGCUUAUGAAUAGCAAAACUCUACA
Aspergillus alliaceus is the source of this 3674-nucleotide messenger RNA. RefSeq names its product putative histone transcription regulator Hir1 (gene hir1). Gene Ontology annotation, biological process: regulation of DNA-templated transcription; DNA-templated transcription; chromatin remodeling. Lineage: Eukaryota; Fungi; Ascomycota; Eurotiomycetes; Eurotiales; Aspergillaceae. The record is from RefSeq and is a predicted model, not a curated record. The transcript has 5 exons. Gene Ontology annotation, cellular component: nucleus; HIR complex. Gene Ontology annotation, molecular function: nucleosome binding; protein binding. Bases 249 to 3416 code for a protein of 1055 amino acids.